AUGGCCGACCAACAACAACAGGUGAAGUGGCAGCAGCUGGCCGACCUAAUUCAGCGGCUGGGGCUGGUGUCCAGUGACCAGGAUGAGCCGCGAAAAGCUGCCCAGGUCGCGAGGAUGUCGACCCGCCAACUCCUGCAGGACCCGAUGCGGGCGGCCAUCUACAACCGGGGCUGGGCGGACCGCACAGCGGACAUCCAGCGGAGGUUGCGGCCACAGCGACCACCUUCAGCACCAAGUAGCCGCACCCCAUCACUGACGCGGCCACCAACACCAGCAACCACUCCUGGCCCCCCGACACCUGGCCCCGCAACACCCGCCCCCGUGACACCUGCGGAGCCGACGUCGGUACCCAGGUCAACGGGGGUACACCCCGCCCCGACGGUAAGGGUGAGGACGGAAGCGCAGCAGGCGCAGAACCGCAGAAAGUUCCAGCAGCUGAAGGAGAAGAGGAAGGCCAGGGAAAGCGAGGCAAGCCAACGACAUCGGCUUGCCAAGCAGCCUGCGCCAACCUCAGACCCGGAAGCAGCCUGCGUGCCACAGACCGACCACACACCGCCGGUAGCGAUGGAGGUAGACAAACCGGCGCCCGAGGACCGAAAGUCCGAGGAGCCGGGAACAUCUACCAACCAAACGCCACCUAACCAAUCAGGGACCCCGGACGGAAUAACCGAGGCGGAUUGGUUGGUGGCGUUUGAGGGGAUGCCGGAGAUGGAGUACGACCCCGCGUACUACACUCCGGUAGGGUCCCCAAAACACGAAUAA
This is a messenger RNA of Macrosiphum euphorbiae (potato aphid), 762 nucleotides long. The record is from the annotation of a GenBank genome assembly. Lineage: Eukaryota; Metazoa; Arthropoda; Insecta; Hemiptera; Aphididae.